This is a messenger RNA of Aspergillus pseudotamarii, 1713 nucleotides long. RefSeq lists its product as uncharacterized. The coding region runs from base 90 to 1679 and encodes 529 amino acids. The transcript has a single exon. The record is from RefSeq and is a predicted model, not a curated record. NCBI's taxonomy places the organism in Eukaryota, Fungi, Ascomycota, Eurotiomycetes, Eurotiales, Aspergillaceae.
UCUCCAGUCGGGUCUUCUUGCGCCCGACAGUAUAUGGGAUGCGUUAGUAUCAAUAUGCAUCCUAACAUCAAUCACAGCCAAUUUCGAAGAUGGUUGAUCCGGAGGAAGACCUCGAGUUGUCUCAACAGCCACAUGCUUCUGUGUAUCCCGAGACGUCUACGAGCGCCGAGUCCUCAGAGAGCACCAAGAUCAAUGCAAAAAAAGGCAAAGGAAAGAAGGACAAAGGUCAAUCGGUGCUUUCUCCAGCAAAGAAGAGAGACAGUACUAACAACGAUAUAGGAAAGUCAGUGCCUCGGCAAGACAGUCCUCAGGCUGUUGACCCUCGCAACUUUACCACUUUUCAACCGGACCAGGAUGACUGGUCGUGGACGAAUCUUCCCGAAAUCCUUUACCAAUUCGAGCCUGGAGACAGAAGAACUCGUAAAUCGGAACCCUCUCUCAUGAGCUACCCCAUCCAUGGCGAAUAUUUGCGUGACCUUCCCAUACUGCCUGACAAUAUAGCCUCGACAGUCGAGGAAUUCCGAGUGGAAGCUUGGAUUAGGCUCGAUAGACGUAUUCGUCUCAGAGAUAUCACUAAUCGUAUGCAUCCACUCUUCAGAAUUCAAGACAAUGCGUUGCAGCAGCGCAGCGUCCGCUUCCGUCAGCAGUUCUCGCUGAUUGCAUGGGACUCCGGUAACAAGCGUAGCCAGCAACUCAAACAAGAUAUACUUCGAAAGAUGCAGGAUAUCGGACUUCCUCCUAGUAUGAAUACGACUCGCGGUAUAACCCCCGGCUUGAUCAACCCAGCCCUUGGGGAAGAUGGUGGAAGGAUCCUGCUACCCAAUCAAUACAACAAGGGGAAGCGAGUAGCUCGAGGCAGAAAGCCCUCAAAGACGCCCGUGCAGGAAGAGGCAGACGCCCACCACGAAGACGUCGUCCAGGGAGAACACCAGAAAAAACAGCCGGUCGGCCUCUCAAACACCACUGAGGAAUGGGCGAGCGCUGGGAAGGCUGACACAUCAAAAGAGCCCCUGGCCCUAGUGGUACCUCCAGUGGAGUCUGUCUUGAUCGAUUUCCCAGUAGAUGAUCUCACAGUCGAAACUGUCGCAGAGCUUUUCAACUACGUUCCAUCAUAUAUUCCAUUCGAUGAAAGCAAUGACAGCCUAGAGAGACCUCUGCCUGUCAUCACAGGAUUGCUUUCGGAUAACGAACUACCGGAGACCGUUAGCAUGGAAGACAUCGACUUGACAGUGAGCGUCAAAAACCGCAUACCACGACAUAAUACUGAGAAGGCCUUGAGACCCAUCGUGCCAGGAAGAAUCCAGCGUAGGCGUCCUACCCCAUUGAAACUAACUAGAGGAGGGUUUUGCGGCAACGUUUGCCAUAUGGGGAAGUGUCCCACCCCCAUCUAUACCAACCUCACACUUGUGUCUGGCCCAACUGGCGCAGGUGUGCGGUGUGAAGGAUUACUCCCUCCCUCCCACGGGCUGUGUCCUGAUGUGUUGACUCCCUACUCCGCCUCCGAACUGCCAUUUGGUGUUCGCCACCUUGUCUUUGACAAUCUGUUCGAGCAAUGCCUCUCGGGGGACAGAUACCUCUUCGAUAUCCCAGCCAUGGCCGCCGAGGACAUGGAGAUGAUGGACAUUGGCGACAUCAAUGACAUUAACAUUGACGAUUAUGACGACUAUUUUCAAAAAUAGUUCCUCGGAUCAUGACAGGAGGAAUCGGAUAGAA